This is a messenger RNA of Ustilaginoidea virens, 726 nucleotides long. RefSeq lists its product as uncharacterized. The record is from RefSeq and is a predicted model, not a curated record. The coding region runs from base 1 to 726 and encodes 241 amino acids. NCBI's taxonomy places the organism in Eukaryota, Fungi, Ascomycota, Sordariomycetes, Hypocreales, Clavicipitaceae. The transcript has a single exon.
AUGAAGUACUCCCUCACCACCCUCGCAGCCGUCGCGCCUCAAAUGGGCCUGGCCCUCGUCGGCAACAGCUGGUCGUUCAGCGGCAGUCCCCGCAAUGGCCUCCGGGACAUCACCUUCCCCUUCAACAUGGCCGGAGCCGCUCACGACUCAGGCUACUACUUUGCCCAGCAGUUUAGUUUCAUCGGCAUACCAGAGGUCAGCUACUGCGGCAUUCAGAACCGCCCCAACGUCCAUGGCAAGAGCAUCGUUCACGGCGUCUUCUCGACCUUCCAGGGCGGCGCCACAACCACCGACAAAAACUGCCACCUGGGAGCAGAUUACGGCCCCGGAGUAAGCUGCGCUGUCGACUUCGUCGGCGAUUACAAACACACGUACAACAUUGUUGUCAGGCAUAGAAAUGACACGACGUGGACGGGCACCGCUGUUGAUACCGUCACUGGUCACGCCGUGCACAUCGGUUCCUUCACCUUGCCGUCUGACGCGGGUGGUAUCGACGCUGGCGGCCAGAUGGGCUUUGUGGAGUACUUUCCCUGGAACGGUGGUACUCAUAAGUGCUCCGAUCUUCCCAAGAAUACAGUUACCAUGUAUUCGCCAACUUCCAAGACGGCCAAGGCUGGCAAGGGAACCAUGGAUCAGCCGUAUGAGUAUGGCGACUGCGUCGGGCAGGUCGAUUUCUCCACCAGCGCUGCUGGUUCUAAUGGAUGGAAAAUCGCUGUUGGGUUUUAG